AUGGCCCUACCGUGCCCGCCCGCCCCCGGGUGCCCGAUCCUGGCUGCGGCUGCGAACCCCGGGCUCAAUGCAGGAGCCGGGAGGAAGAGACGGAGUGCAGCUAGUGGCAGCAGGGCUCUCACGCACGCGCACUGGGAAAGCGCCGGGUUCGGCUCCCCAUUCUUGGCCAGAGCCGCUGACUGGAGCCACUGGCGGGGCAUGAUGGUGGUGGGCACUGGCACCUCGCUGGCGCUGUCCUCCCUUCUGUCCCUGCUGCUCUUCGCCGGGAUGCAGAUGUACAGCCGCCAGCUGGCCUCCACAGAGUGGCUCACCAUCCAGGGCGGCCUGCUGGGCUCUGGCCUCUUCGUCUUCUCUCUCACGGCCUUCAAUAAUCUGGAGAACCUGGUCUUUGGCAAAGGAUUCCAAGCAAAGAUCUUCCCGGAGAUUCUCCUGUGCCUCCUGUUGGCUCUCUUUGCGUCUGGCCUCAUCCACCGAGUCUGUGUAACCACCUGCUUCAUCUUCUCCAUGGUUGGUCUGUACUACAUCAACAAGAUCUCCUCUACCCUGUACCAGGCAACGGCUCCAGUCCUCACGCCAGCCAAGGUCACCGGCAAGGGCAAGAAAAGGAACUAACAAUGUCCAAUAAAGUUUUUGUACUUCUGUGA
Octodon degus (degu) is the source of this 644-nucleotide messenger RNA. It is a transcript of the gene Krtcap2, whose product is annotated as keratinocyte associated protein 2. Lineage: Eukaryota; Metazoa; Chordata; Mammalia; Rodentia; Octodontidae. Bases 1 to 612 code for a protein of 203 amino acids. The transcript is spliced from 6 exons. The record is from RefSeq and is a predicted model, not a curated record.